Messenger RNA from Hibiscus syriacus, 662 nucleotides. RefSeq lists its product as uncharacterized. The record is from RefSeq and is a predicted model, not a curated record. Bases 33 to 662 code for a protein of 209 amino acids. NCBI's taxonomy places the organism in Eukaryota, Viridiplantae, Streptophyta, Magnoliopsida, Malvales, Malvaceae. The transcript is spliced from 2 exons.
CGUCUUCUCUAAUCGCCGGAGACAUCGACGCUAUGCCGGAAUCAGAGCUUAAUCUGAUGUCGCUACGCCGGAAGGCUCAUCCCUCUAGCUUCUCACCCUCUUUAUCGGACUCUUUUCCUCGCCGAUCCAGUUCAGACGACGACGAAACAGAUGCAACAAUUGGGUUAGAGAAUAAGCGAUUUCAAGGCCAAUCGACAAGGAGACCACCUUUCUUUGAUGGUUCUAACUACUUGUAUUGGAAGACGAGGAUGGAGCUAUUUAUUCAAGCCAACGAUUACGAAGUAUGGAGAGUUAUCACCCAUGGACCAAACAUUACAAUGAAGAAAGAAAAGGGAUCAAAUGUGCCAAAGGAUGAAGAUGAAUGGGAUGCAAAUGAGAUCAAGAUGAUGCAACUAAAUUACAAGGCAAUGCACAUUUUAUAUUGUGCUCUUGGACCUCAAGAAUAUAGUAGGAUGUAUUUGUGUGAUAAUGCAAAGGAGAUGUCGCGAAAGAUGUUGAAUAGCCUUCCAACUUCAUGGAGAACAAAGGUGACGGUAGUAGAAGAAUGUCACGACCUCAACAAGUUAUCUCUCGAUGAACUCAUUGGAUCCUUGCUCAGUUAUGAGAUGAGACUAAAUUACGAGAAAAUGUUAAGGAAACUACAAAGAUCGUCGGGAAGUUAG